This is a messenger RNA of Caenorhabditis sp. 36 PRJEB53466, 4453 nucleotides long. Lineage: Eukaryota; Metazoa; Nematoda; Chromadorea; Rhabditida; Rhabditidae. The record is from the annotation of a GenBank genome assembly.
AUGAAGAUCAAAGAAGUGAGUUUUUACUGGUCUUCCCCGAAAUUUCGGUGUUUUUAGGUGAAAAUCACGGGAUUUCGAAGCUACAAAGACAAUACGCACGUCUUUGGCUUCAGUCCUCGCUCGAACGUUGUUGUCGGACGAAAUGGAUCGGGAAAAUCCAACUUUUUUCAUGGUUUGUCGGCAACUCGCCGCACAAUUCUGUAUUUUCGCUUUUUCAGCUGUUCAAUUUGUGCUCUCCGAUGACUACAGUCACCUGAGAGAAGAGAAUCGUCUGCAGUUGCUCCACGAGAGUACCGGACCGAAGGUUUGUCGUAAAAAAGAUAAGUUUUAUUGAAAAACCUAUCGAUUAAGGUCGCUCAUGCUCGCGUCGAAAUUAUAUUCGAUAAUUCUGAGAAGCGAAUGAUGGCGUUCGACGCUCCAGAAGUGAGAAUAGUUCGUCAGAUUGGCAAAAAGAAAGAUCAGUACUAUAUCGACAACAAAAUGGUCUCCAGAGCCGAGGUAAAACUAUAGAAAAUGUGGGGAAAAUUUAAAACACAUCUUUCAGGUUGUGAAUUUGAUGGAAUCCGCCGGUUUCUCCCGCUCUAACCCCUAUUACAUUGUCAAACAAGGAAAAAUCAAUGAAUUGGCGACGUCGCCGGACACCUACAAGCUCAAACUUCUCCGCGAAGUCGCCGGAACCCGUGUGUACGACGAGAGGAAGGAAGAGUCGUUGAAAAUCCUGAAAGAGACGAAAAUGAAGACGGAAAAGAUUGAGGGACUGCUCAAGUACAUUGACGAACGCCUUCAAACUCUGGAAAAUGAGAAGGAAGACUUGAAAGAGUACCAGAAAUUGGAUAAAACGAAGAGGAGUAUCGAGUACACGAUGUACGAUAAUACGAACAAAGAGGCGACCAAGGAGCAGAAGAAUUUGGAUACCAGUAAAUCGGAACUGACACAAAAGGACAAUAACCUGAAGAGUCAGCUGUCGGAUUUGCAGUCGGAGAUGACAAAGUUGCAAAGUGAGAAGAAGAAGUUGGAAAGUCAAGUGAGGGGGUACAAAGAGGAGAAUGAGAGUUUGCAAGCGGAGAACACGGCCAUGAUCGAGGAGAGAAUGAAGUUGAAGUUGGAGAUCGAUUCGCUGAACGAGGAGUCGUCCAAGUAAGUCGCCGGAAGCCAUUUCAGACUUAUUCCCCUCUGUUUCCAGAGAACGUCAAGGCCGUAAAAACGCGGAAGACUCUUUGCAAACUGUGACCGACGAGAUUUACGAGAAAGAGACGGAGCUCGAUGAGAUAAAGCCGAGAUACGCGACGCUGGUCGAAGAAGAAUCUCGUCUCACCACUGAUAUUCGAAUCGACGAGUCUCGAAUCAAGGAGAUGCUCUCAAAACAGGGACUCCGCUCUCAGUUCGGAUCCAUCGACGAGAGAGAUCGGUUUCUGAGACAGGAAGCUCGUCGCUUCGCCGGUCUCAUCGCUGACAAUCAGGAGCAGAUGGCCGUCAUCGAGAAAGAGCUGGAAGACGUGGAAGGCGAGCACGAGAAGCUGAACAGGGACAUACAGACGAUCAGUCGGGAGAUCGAGGAGAACCGCUUCGAGCUCGACAACCACGGCGGAAAUGCGAGCGCUCUCAAGCAGAAGUACGAUGAGGCGUACGCGGCAGUUCAGGCGGCGAACAGAGAGGAGAAAACGGUCAGGGACGAGAUGGCCGGCGUCGAGCAGGACAUUGCUGCCGCCCACGAGCAGUUGAGAAGGCUUGUGGCCAGACCGAUCUACAAUGGAGUCACUGGCGUACGGAAGGUCAUUGAGGAGUUCAAGGCGGAGAAUCGGAACGGUCAGCACGAUGACGUCAUCAACGGAUAUCAUGGCACUCUGAUCGAGCUCGUCGAAAUCGAGAGCGUUUUCAACACUGCCGUCGAAGUCAUCGCUCAGAACCGUCUCUUUUACCAUGUUGUGGACACUGAUCGGUUUGUUUUUGCUUCUCCGUUUUCCACAUAUUGUAAAUCUUCAGAAUCGCCUCCAAAAUACUGCGCAAAUUCAAUGAAAUGCAACUGCCGGGCGAGCUCAACUUCUUCCCGAUGAACCGCAUCGGUACAACUCGCGAACGUCCGCCGCCAGCCUCGUCGGAUUGCCGGCCAAUGUCCGAGAUUAUGGAUUUCGAUUGUAAAUUCGAGAAAAUCUUCAAAUCCAUCACCGCAAACGUGAUCAUCGUGCGCGCACUCGACGAAACGGCACGACGUCUCCGCAACGAGGGAUACGACGUCGUCACGAUGGACGGAGAUCAAAUGUCGAAGAAGGGAGUGAUGACCGGAGGAUACAUCGAUCGGAAACGCACCAAACUCGAGCUUCACGCCGAAAAAAACAAAGUGCAGGCGCUUCUGGAAGAGCUGAAAGUGAAGUUGGAGGGCGCGGAGAGAAAGGUUCGCGAGAAGACACACGCGGCCGAAAAAGUGAAAAUGGAGAUGGUGGAGAGCGAGAAUAAAAUCGGAGAUUACCACCGAAGACAUAGACAGUGGACCGAGCAGAAGAACGCGCUGAGCCAUCAGUUCUUCAUGAUUCAGAAGAUGAAGGAGCCGAAGAAGGACCAGUUGUUACAGAGCAGAAACCGAUUGAGAGAACUGCAGGCGCAGAAGGACAAUCUCGAACAGGAGAUCGGAACGGCGAUGAGUUCGCAGCUGACGGCCGACGAAGAGGAGACUGUGAAGGCACUGAAGAAGAAGGUGGAUCAGAUGAAGGCGCAGUUGACGAAGGUGGCCCGCGAGCGGAUGGAUUUACAGCAUCGGAAGAACAACAUUGAGAAUCUGCUCACCAAGAAGCUGUACAAGACGAAGGAGAAUCUGACGUCGCGCGUCGACGACAUCUCGGACAACGAACGACGUCACAAACUGGAGACGUGCAACUCGGCGCUCGCCUCCCUCCUCGCCCGAAUGCAUGCCGUCCGGCAGCAACUCGACGCCGUCAACGCAGAAUUAUCCGAUUUCGAUCAGCGAAAUGAGACUCUGCAGCUCAAAAUUAACGAUCUUGCUGUAAGAGAAUCCGGAUAGCCUCUUUAAAGACGGUCUUUGUUUUCAGGAACAACAGCGAGACCUAGAGUUGCAACAGGCGGCCUUCCAGAAGGAACUGGAGAGGAUCGUAGUGAGAACCGACGAAGUGAACACGAAAAGAGAAGACGCCCUUAAAAAGGUACAGAAAGGAUUGUCGACUGUUCUAAAACAUUAUUUUCAGAUGCGUCAACUCGGCGCCCUUCCGACCGACACCUUCUCAAAGUAUCAGAAUGUGAAGCCGCGAGAGCUGGAGAAGAAACUGCUCGAGUGUGUGAACAAUCUGAAAAAGUACGAGAAUGUGAACAAGAAGGCUCUGGACCAGUACAUGACGGCCUCGCAGCAGAAGGAAGAGCUCACGAAGCGAAUGGCCGAGCAGAAAAAGAGUGAAGACGUAAGCGAUUCUCCGGGGGUAGUAAUCAAACAAACAAUCUAUUUUCAGUCAAUCGAAGAGUUGCUCAAAGUGCUCGAAACGCGAAAGUACGAGGCGAUCAACUUGACGUUCAGGCAGGUGAAAAAGAACUUUGAGGAGGUGUUCAAGCAGUUGGUUCCGCACGGACGCGGAAAGAUGAACAUGCGGAUGCGCGAUCCCCGCGAAGGCGAGGAGAACAUCAAUACGGUCGAACUGUACGAGGGCAUCACCGUGCUCGUCUCGUUCGUUUCCGACGACGGAGAGGCCGAGACUCGCGAGAUGACCCAACUGUCCGGCGGCCAGAAAUCGCUCGUCGCACUCGCCAUUAUUUUUGCCAUUCAGGUGCGAUUUAGCAGGGAAAUGUUCACUUGGAAUGUUGAGCUAGUGUUCAGGAGUAUAUUGAAACCGCAAACGUCCGGCAAUUGCGCCCUACCGCUCUGAGAGCGGCGCUCUCCACGCAAAUUGGCGGCGCUACAACGAAGUAGAACUCGCACGGAAUGAAACUGUUACGGUUUGGAACUCGCAACGUUAAAAUAUAACUACGAGUUCCAUUCCGUUCAAGUUCUACUUCGUUGUAGCGCCCGCAAAUUCAGUGCUAAAUUGGAAAAUGUCGUGACGGCGGCCGGUAGAGAGCGACAUUGUUAGAAUUCGGAAAACCCCUGUUUUUAGCCGACUUGAUAAGCUCGUAAAUCUUUUCAACACGUCAAAUUUCCCAUUUUCAGAAGUGCGAUCCAGCGCCAUUCUACCUGUUCGACGAAAUCGACGCCGCCCUUGACGCCCAACACAGAAAAUCAGUGGCGGGUUGGAACUGUAACAUGUGUGCGCUAUUGUCCAUUUCCAAUAUUGCAGAUAUGAUCAAAUCGCUGUCCGAUCAGGCCCAAUUCGUGACCACAACUUUCCGACCGGAGCUGCUGGCGACCGCCGAAAAGUUCUACGGAGUCCGUUUCCGCAACAAAGUGUCGCACAUCGACUCGGUCACGCGCGAGCAGGCCUACGAUUUCGUCGAGGAUGACACCACUCACGGAUAG